This is a messenger RNA of Homalodisca vitripennis (glassy-winged sharpshooter), 511 nucleotides long. RefSeq lists its product as uncharacterized. Lineage: Eukaryota; Metazoa; Arthropoda; Insecta; Hemiptera; Cicadellidae. The transcript is spliced from 4 exons. Bases 233 to 436 code for a protein of 67 amino acids. The record is from RefSeq and is a predicted model, not a curated record.
CUAUUGUCCAAACUUGUUUGUUAUGUAACAAUGAUUCCUAAACAUUUAAUUGUGUAUGUAUUUAUGGUUGUACUUAUACUCACAGAUGCACUUUUUGUACGAUUUGGACGGAUUAGGAAACGGAAAAAACUUCAGCAUGAGAAAAAAUACUACAGUCAAGUCCCUUGUCAGCCGGUAGAACUGUUGAUGUCUGUCAAAUCAGGAGCAGAAUGAAGGGGAGGGUGAACUCGCCAUGUAUUUCACACGAAGAACUACACCUUGGCCUCGACUCAAAGUGUCUAUAGAUCCUAGCGUGGAAACUCACUAUAAUAGAAAGUUUAUGAAGGAUUACUUUAUAAAGCAGGCACACUUCGAGAAGGCAAAACAAGAAAAAAAACUGAGAGCUCUUCAAAAUAAGCGGAACCGCACAUUUACAACUUCUCCCAUAAAUAUUUAAUGCAGCUUAAAAUGUCAAGCAAAGUAUUUGUACUCGUAUAUGUGUGGUCAAUAAAAGUAUACUUUCUUUUACCUA